ACCCCCACACCACUAGGUAACGUCGUCACUGCUGUAUUCAGGUAAUGUUUCUUAUCUCACGUUUGAGAAUGUUGUCAGUUGGGGAUGUUGAGGAGGAGUAAAGAUGGCGGAGAAUAGCGGCACAGACCCCACGGUGGAUUCUAUCGUUGAUAAAAAUGAUACCACUGAAGGGACCAUGAUUGUGGUCACGGUAAAAACCCCUAAAGAUAAAGAGGAAAUAGCAAUCUCGGAGGAUUCGUCUGUCGCACAGUUCAAAGAAGAAAUAUCAAAGAGGUUUAAGGCCAAGCAGGAUCAACUAGUGCUGAUAUUUGCUGGUAAAAUCCUUAAGGAUGGAGAUACAUUGAACCAACAUGGCAUCAAAGAUGGACUCACUGUUCAUCUGGUCAUCAAGACCCCUCCAAAGUCCACAGGUGGUGGCACCUCCCAACCGUCUGGUUCCAGCUCUGGGACUCCUCAGACAAACAACAGCAAUGCCUCCCUCCCCAAUCCUGGACCAACAUCCAAUGCCAGUACGACGACAGGCACUGGACCUGCCCCAGCCCCAGCACAGCCUGCCAAUUUGCUCAGUGGGUUUGGUGACCUGUCCAGUCUUGGAGGCCUGGGCAUGGGUUCAGCCAAUUUCAUGGAGCUACAGCAGCAGAUGCAGACACAACUGAUGUCGAACCCGGAAAUGCUGUCCCAGAUCAUGGAGAACCCUCUGGUACAGAACAUGAUGUCCAACCCUGACCUGAUGAGGCAAAUGAUUGUCACCAACCCCCAGAUGCAGCAGCUGAUGGAACGCAAUCCAGAGAUCUCCCACAUGCUCAACAACCCAGAGCUCAUGAGACAGACCAUGGAGUUGGCAAGGAACCCGGCCAUGAUGCAAGAAAUGAUGCGUAACCAAGACAGGGCGCUUAGCAACCUAGAAAGCAUCCCAGGAGGUUACAACGCCCUCCGGAGGAUGUACACAGACAUCCAGGAGCCCAUGUUCAGCGCUGCUAGGGAGCAGUUUGGAAACAAUCCCUUCUCGGCUUUGGGGGGUAACUUGGAGAACUCAGGGGUGCAGCCCUCCAGAACAGAAAAUAGGGAGCCUUUACCUAACCCCUGGGGCCCCCCUGGAACAGGCUCAUCUGAGAGAGGGGGGACAGGAACUUUCACCACCUCCACUGGGGGUACUGCCCCCAGCGUCUCCAACCCCCUGGGCAUCAAUGCUGCAGGCCUGGGCAACGGUGUGUUUAGUAGCCCUGGUAUGCAGAGUGUGAUGCAGCAGAUCUCUGAGAACCCCCAGCUGAUGCAGAACAUGCUCUCUGCACCCUACAUGCGCAGUAUGAUGCAGUCACUGGCCCAGAACCCGGACCUCGCGUCACAGGCACUGAUGAACAACCCUCUAUUUGCUGGAAAUCCCCAGUUACAGGAGCAGAUGAGACAUCAGCUGCCUGUGUUUCUCCAGCAGAUGCAGAAUCCUGAGGCAAUGUCAGUUAUGACCAAUCCUCGAGCCAUGCAAGCUCUCAUGCAGAUCCAGCAAGGCUUACAGACCCUACAGACGGAAGCACCCGGACUCAUGCCAAGCAUAAUUCCUGGAGGGAUCCCAGUCAUUCCUCCAACCACGGGAGGAAGUGUGGCCCCAGAGAACCCCCCUCCUGCCCCAGCACCUGCCCCUGCCCCAGUACCAGGCCCAAACCCCACUGCUGCCACCAACCCCAACCAACAACAGCAGCAACUCAUGCAGCAGAUGUUACAAAUGUUUGCUGGUGGAGGCACAGCGACCCAGAGCCCAGAGGUACGGUUUCAGCAGCAGCUGGACCAACUCAGUGCAAUGGGUUUUAUCAACCGAGAGGCCAAUCUCCAGGCCCUCAUCGCAACAGGGGGAGACAUCAACGCCGCCAUUGAGAGACUGCUGGGUUCUCAGCCCUCCUAACUCCCCUAGCCCCCCUGAGCAAACCCAGUGGGUGGCAGACCAUGUCAUUUGGGGGAGUUAGGGAGGGGGUGGGUUGGGAGGUAGGGGAGCAAAGGCUGGUAGGGGUUGAGGGCUGGAAAGGGAGAUUCCAAAUGAACACAGUCCAUCACACCGUCUGCCAAGCCCUUCAGACAAUGGAGUUCAAAUUGCUAUUCAUCUCUGGCUGAUCUGUGAAUCAUAAGAAAGAUGAAUUGGAUGUGAGCUGUGGGUGGUGUGGGGGGGGGGGGGUUGUCAUAUUGUAGAGUGAGUGCUGGUUUCAGUUGCUAGUGAAAAUGUCCCCACCCCAGCGCCUGUGGAAUGAUGACAGCUCAGUGAAAAGACGCCACAUCUAACACCACAACCGCUGCCACUUCCAUUACUGAUAUACCCGGAGAUUCUUUCUGAAAUGACAGUUGCUCAUUCACUGGACAUGCAUGAGGUUACCCAAAUAGCCCUUAAUGGAUUGUGUGUAGUUGGUAAUGUGGGACUUGGAAGUGUGGGAGCUUGUCGGUCAUACAACCAAUCACUAUUCUUUGUUCUGUCAUAAGACCCUGCUUGUUUUGACUUCAUUUCUCUCUAUCCUUAAUUAUGCCUGAUCAACUACUAUUUAUUGCAAGACCUGUAGAAAUUACUCUCCUUCCUUGCAGCUCUCCAUCAACUACAUUUUCCACUGUUGAUGUUUUCAAAAACCGGACUGAGUACACAAGGCUACUGGAACCUGACCACCAUAAUGGCGCUGCCUCGGAUAUUUGCUUACAUAUUCCGCUUGUUUUUGAUAAAGGAGGGGUUUCAGAAUACAACAAUAUCCAGUCUACUGAUGGCAAUUCUAUAUCAAAUUGAUGUUAUAUUGAGUUUAGUCUAAAUGUUCCUAUUGUUUAAGCUCUGAUUAUGGGUUAUGAGAUGUCAUAAAAUGUUUUAAAGCUCAUAAAUGAUAAGCAGACACCUUUUACAUUAACCAUAUUGUGUAUUUUCAUACAAGCAGUGGUGUAGUGCCUAAGAAAUAACUUAUGUAUUGGGUUCAGCAAUAUAUAUAUAUUAAAAAAAACUUGUGAAAUAUAUAGCAAUGAUAAGUGUACUAAUGACAUUAAUUGUUUUUGUUCAACCCAUGGAUUAUUUGUAGUAUCUAAAGUUAAAUGAAAAUCUGUUCAGCUCUGCCUUUCUCCUGGACUCCAUCCAAUCUGCAAUCUUCUAAUAAUACAUUUCGAUAAACUUUAUCAAGUCUG
Osmerus eperlanus (European smelt) is the source of this 3138-nucleotide messenger RNA. RefSeq names its product ubiquilin 4 (gene ubqln4). The transcript is spliced from 11 exons. Lineage: Eukaryota; Metazoa; Chordata; Actinopteri; Osmeriformes; Osmeridae. Gene Ontology annotation, molecular function: polyubiquitin modification-dependent protein binding. The coding region runs from base 104 to 1897 and encodes 597 amino acids. Gene Ontology annotation, cellular component: cytosol. Gene Ontology annotation, biological process: ubiquitin-dependent protein catabolic process. The record is from RefSeq and is a predicted model, not a curated record.